AUGUCCGCACUCAAUCCAAGUGUAGACCUCGUCGACAAUGCAGCAGCCUAUAACGCUGCCAUUGCUGACGCGGAAGCAGAAAAGAAGAAGAACCGCGGCUCGUAUCAGGUGGUGACGUCAAUCUUGGAGCUAAUACCUACAGAUGCAUCUGAAUAUGGCGAGGUUUGCGGAUUUGGCCAGAUUUGCGUUGAGCUCGCUGAGCAAAUCCCCUACUACCACCCAUCGCAGCUUAAGCUUGUUAAGCUCCUUCAAGAGCUUGGACAGUCCUCCAAGUUCAAGUCCAAGUAUCCGCUCUAG
Messenger RNA from Grosmannia clavigera kw1407, 297 nucleotides. RefSeq lists its product as uncharacterized. The transcript has 2 exons. NCBI's taxonomy places the organism in Eukaryota, Fungi, Ascomycota, Sordariomycetes, Ophiostomatales, Ophiostomataceae. The coding region runs from base 1 to 297 and encodes 98 amino acids. The record is from RefSeq and is a predicted model, not a curated record.